Medicago truncatula (barrel medic) is the source of this 1257-nucleotide messenger RNA. RefSeq lists its product as uncharacterized. Lineage: Eukaryota; Viridiplantae; Streptophyta; Magnoliopsida; Fabales; Fabaceae. The coding region runs from base 209 to 985 and encodes 258 amino acids. The record is from RefSeq and is a predicted model, not a curated record. The transcript is spliced from 3 exons.
CGAUCCUCGGCGCUCGAAGUCUCUAACUCUAUAUCCUACCUACAAAAAUCAGUUACCCUUGAAAACCUCACAAAUCAUCAUAUACCAUCUCUCCUAUAUAUAUACUCAAACCAUACCUCUUUUUUCAUAACUCUUUGCCACUCACACUUACUUUACAACCAAAGCUCAAAUUCAAAUCUAAAAACAAAAAACAAAACAAUUCAGAAGAAUGGGUGAUUUACAGAUUCAACAAGAAUCCAUGUUGAUCCCUCACAAACAGAAACAAUCCAUGAUUAUUCCAACAUCAUCAAUGCCUCAUCAUCACACUCACAACAACACUGUCAAACGCCGUUCACCAUCAUCAUCAUCUUAUCACCAACCAUCAUCCAAGAAGCAUUCUUUUGACGCAAGCAAUCUCACCCGUAAUGGCUUCUCUGCCAUUACAAUUCCUUUCAGUCUCCGCGGGAAUGCUCUUAGCCGCUGUGUCUCUGAUCCAUGCACCUUUCCGGAUCAAUCCAUGCCAGUAAAAGGGCCGUCAACUGCUUUGCAGCCUCUGCCUCCGAUCAGCAGAUGUAUAUCUGAAGUUAUCGAUCCUACUGAGGUUAAAGAAGCAGUAGCUCGUUAUUUGAACUGUGCUGAAAAAACCACCCCUGAAUCUGAUUCAAUGAGGCUUAAAAGGAUGAAGGAUCGGUUAAAAGAAAUGAAGAAAGUGUGGGAUGAAGUUAUGGAAGUCGAGGAAGAAAAUGAAAAAGACCAAGAAGAAGAGCCCUCUCCUGAUGCUGAAGAUGAAAAAGAACAAGAACAAGAACAAGAAGAGCACUCUCUUGACUCUUUUGUUGCUGAAGAUGAAAAAGUCAUAUCUCAGGAUGAAUUGGGAAAUGAUUAUGAAGAAGCUGUUAGUGUGGAGUGGGUUGAUAAGUGUUUAAGCCUUACUUUCAAGUGUCCAUGUGGCAAGGGAUAUGAGGUUCUAAUCUGUGCAAACAAUUGUUACUACAAGUUGGUCUAGAAGAAUCAGUAUGCUUAUUUGUGACAUGGAUCACUUUUGUUUAUAUUCUGUUUUAGUUUGGAAAAAGCUUGUCUGUUUUCAUUUGUAGUAGCAUUUGAUUGUCACUAGAAGAACCAAUCUAUAUUUGUAGAUCCUUACAUUUGUUUUGUAAAUAAGUUGGUAUGUACUAUCUCAACAUUCUUAGAAUUAGGAACUGACCAGUUCAUCGGCUGGUUUGACUCCGAUUAUCUUGCAGUCUGGUUUAACCGUUAAACUACGGAUGAACCAAGAUA